This is a messenger RNA of Ciona intestinalis (vase tunicate), 2046 nucleotides long. Its product is annotated as importin subunit alpha-4. The record is from RefSeq and is a predicted model, not a curated record. NCBI's taxonomy places the organism in Eukaryota, Metazoa, Chordata, Ascidiacea, Phlebobranchia, Cionidae. Gene Ontology annotation, biological process: protein import into nucleus. Gene Ontology annotation, cellular component: cytoplasm. Gene Ontology annotation, molecular function: nuclear import signal receptor activity; protein binding.
UAAUCACUCUUUAUUUCUCACCAGUUAUUGUAUUAAUUUUGUAAGUUUGCGAAUAAUUACGCCAAUAAUCAACAUUUUGCGCUACUUCUGUGCUUCGCAAAACAUCUAAAUGAACACACCAAAUGAAGAACCGUUGAUUAUGGAAAACAAACCAGAUAAUCAUCGGUUUAAAAACUGGAAACACAAAGGAAGAGACACAGAGUCCAUGAGAAGACAACGUAAUGACAUGUCAGUAGAACUACGCAAACAGAAGAGAGGCGAUCAUCUUUUGAAACGAAGAAAUGUCCCAAUCGUUGAGGACAGUCUUGAUGAAUCUGAUUCCGAAACCAAACCGACAUCAUUAAAAUUGGACGAAAUUGUGGAAAAUGCGAAAAGUACCGAUGAAGCAGUCCAGUUGAAUGCUGUGCAGCAAGCAAGAAAACUUUUAUCCAGUGACCGUAACCCCCCUAUCGAUGAUUUAAUAAGAUCAGGAAUUCUCCCAAUCCUUGUAAGUUGUUUGGAACGAGCAGAAUAUGCGUCGCUUCAAUUUGAAGCAGCAUGGGCGCUCACUAACAUUGCAUCUGGCACAUCUCAACAAACACAAGCUGUAGUAGACGCAGGAGCUGUUCCACUUUUCUUAAAGCUUCUGCAUUCUGAACAUCAAAAUGUGUGUGAACAAGCUGUGUGGGCUCUUGGUAACAUCAUAGGUGAUGGACCAGCACUUCGAGAUUACGUAAUCAGCCUUGGAGUUGUCCAACCUUUAUUGAUGUUCAUCAACCCAGAAAUUCCCAUCAGCUUUUUAAGGAAUGUAACUUGGGUUGUUGUUAACUUGUGCCGAAACAAAGAUCCUCCACCACCAGUUGAAACAAUCCAAUCUCUUCUUCCUGCUUUGUGUGAAUUAAUCCACCAUCCUGAUACAAACAUCUUGGUGGACACUGUGUGGGCUUUGUCAUACUUAACGGAUGGUGGAAACGAACUUAUUCAAAUGGUUAUCGAUUCAGGGGUUGUCCCUUAUCUGGUACCCCUUCUUACACAUGCAGAGGUUAAAGUUCAGACUGCAGCAGUGCGUGCUGUUGGAAACAUCGUUACUGGAACAGAUGAACAAACACAGGAAGUUCUUAAUUGCGGAGUUUUGAAACAUUUUCCAGCUCUAUUGUCGCACCAUAAAGAAAAAAUAAAUAAGGAAGCUGUAUGGUUCUUAUCAAACAUAACCGCUGGCAACCAGUCACAAGUACAAGCUGUUAUUGAUGCAGGAUUAAUACCACAGAUUAUUGCCCAUCUAAGCAAAAGCGAUUUCCAGACACAAAAAGAAGCAGCAUGGGCGAUUUCGAAUCUAACAAUAUCUGGAAAUAAAGAACAAGUCGUGUAUGUGUGUGAACAAGGGGUAAUUCCCCCAUUCUGCAACCUUCUGGUUGCAAAGGAUAAUCAGGUGGUGCAAGUUGUAUUGGAUGGCAUCAACAACAUUCUAAAGAUGGCUGGAGAUAAUGAUACUAUUGCUACAGUGAUUGAAGAAUGUGGGGGAUUGGACAAGAUUGAAAUGCUACAGAAUCAUGUGAAUGAAGACAUCUACAAGCUUGCAUAUGAGAUAAUUGAUCAGUUCUUUUCUGGAGAUCCUGACGGAGAACUUGCCCCAGAUGAAAAUAACAUCGGUUUCCAAUUUGACCCUUCAGUAUCUUUACCCAUUGAUGGACAGUUCAAAUUCUAAACUUGGUGAAAUCCCCCAAUGUGAGAAUGAAUGGAUGAUGUAUGCCUGUGAUGGCCGAUAGAGGUUCGGCGUAAAUAUUUUAAGGUUUUAAAAACGUGUGAAUGCGUUGUAUGCUGCACUUGGGAUCAGAAUUAUGAAUGAAAAUGUAAAUCUCUCUCCUGAGCUUUUCUUGUAUAUAGCUUCCAACACAUCUUUCAGUGUUUCCCAACAAUUUCUGGUUUUACACUCAAUUCUGGCAACACUUCGAACGUCGUUGUGAUUUUAAUGAAGAAAAUCUUGGCAAAUCAGUUAACAGUAGUUUCUAGCAUGAUCGAACUUAUUUAAUAUUUGAAAUGUUCUAAUAAACAUGGGUCUGCGUACAU